GCACGGCCUGCUCCACGCGGAGAGCCCGGUCGGGGCCCGUAGGCCGUAGCCGACGCCGCCCGUGCCCCUUACCUCCUCGCCUCCUCGCCCCAAGGGGCCCACCUCUCAGUCCCUCCGCUCGCACUCGCAUUCGCACUCGCACCCUGCUCCCUCUCUCUCUCCCGACUCGGCGGCGAUUGACUUGGCGAUUGGCGAUUCCCCUCCGACGCCUCCGUCGCGGCGCCGCCCCUGUCCAGCGACUUCGGCUCCCGUCCCCGACGCCGGUGACCUCGAUCCACCAGCUCCUCUCUAACCCCUCUCCCCUAUCCAAUCCCCUCUCUCUCGGUGAACUAUGUGAGUUCGUGUUGUCGUCUCAUCCUCCCCUCCGGCCCUCCCCAGCUCGCCGUCGUCUCUAAUCGGUCUCUGUCUGUCGUGUGUCGUCUGGGUGGCCCCCGUGUUCUCCGGCAUCGGGCUCCGGUAGCACAGGUCAGUUGCUGAUGCCUCGUCUUCCUCCUCUGGGGUAGAUCGGGCACGGCGACUGCGUGCUCCGUUGAGGGACGUUGCUGGAGAUCGGCCGUCCGCGGUGAAGGUCGCCAUGGCGGAUGAUGACGAUGUCAAUCCGGUCACCGGCAACGACGACCUUCGCGCGGCAGGGCUUGUCCCAGAUGACGAAGACGACAUCCAGGCUGACGCUGCUGCUUUGCUCGGUAUCGAUCUAACCUCUGCUCCUGUCGAUCUAAGUUCUAAUCCGACCAACGCUGGUGGAGGGCCUGCUACGGCCACCGAUACUCCGGUCGGCUCCACCAGCACCGAUGGUGGUACUGGUACCUCAUCUGUUGGUAAGCGUAAAUCUACUGUCUGGGUUGAUUUUGAUGAGGUAUUUGAGAAAGUGAAUGGGUCCAAUGUUCGAAUUGCUGCUAUUUGUAGAAUGUGUAAGACUCGUUUAUCUGCUAGAUCUUCUGCUGGUACUGGGCAUUUGCUUAGACACCAGAAAGCUUGUAAGAAGAAGGUUGAUCACGCUGCUAGGGUCCAGUCUAGGCUUGCUUUCAAUCCUGAUGGUUCUACAGUUCAGGUAAAAGAAAACAAGCUUGGGGAAGAAUAUUUGGAGAUUCCAGUUCAGGUGUUGUUGGUCCUCCCCCUAGCUCUACCCCUUCUGCUUCAUCUUCAUCUGCUAUUUGUGAGCUCUCAGCCUACUUAGACAGUGACAAUGUCACUUCUUAUGAGGAUGAUUUUGAUAUACUUCUCUGGUGGCGUGACCACAAGCUAACAUAUCCAGUUUUAUCCAUAAUGGCAAGGGAUAUUAUGUCUGUUCCUGUAUCUACUGUCUCUUCGGAGUCUUGUUUCAGUUUGACAGGGAGGAUAAUCGAGGAGCGACGACGACGCUUAUUGCCUGAGAAUGUGGAGAUGCUGACUUGCUUAAAAGAUUGGGAAUUAGGAGAAAAGAGAGAACAACAUGCUGUUGACAAUCCAGAGCUUGAGGACUCAUUCCAGAAUUUAUUUCUUGAUGAAGAUGAACCUGUUGCUGCUUAGUUGUAGUCUUCUAGACUGUGAUGUGGUCAUCUGACAUGUGCUUUCACUGCUUUGUCAUUGAGUGAUUGUGAUAGAGUCAUUUUGUAUUGUAAUAUACAUCUGUAACAGAUACAAAUUUAGUGAUUAAACUUUUGAGCUGGCUGCACUCUUUUUUCCUUUCUAGGGUUUCUCACAAGGGUGAGUUUUACCUAGAAAGGUUUUUAAUGAGGCAGCAUUGCACAAAACAGCUCAUUUAUUA
This is a messenger RNA of Zea mays, 1747 nucleotides long. RefSeq lists its product as uncharacterized. The record is from RefSeq and is a predicted model, not a curated record. Lineage: Eukaryota; Viridiplantae; Streptophyta; Magnoliopsida; Poales; Poaceae. Gene Ontology annotation, molecular function: sequence-specific double-stranded DNA binding. Gene Ontology annotation, biological process: regulation of transcription by RNA polymerase II. Bases 575 to 1177 code for a protein of 200 amino acids. Gene Ontology annotation, cellular component: nucleus. The transcript has 2 exons.